This is a messenger RNA of Stomoxys calcitrans (stable fly), 1229 nucleotides long. RefSeq names its product peritrophin-48. The record is from RefSeq and is a predicted model, not a curated record. NCBI's taxonomy places the organism in Eukaryota, Metazoa, Arthropoda, Insecta, Diptera, Muscidae. Gene Ontology annotation, molecular function: chitin binding. Bases 140 to 1090 code for a protein of 316 amino acids. The transcript is spliced from 2 exons. Gene Ontology annotation, cellular component: extracellular region.
ACAAAAGAAAAGAAGCCUUUGCAAAACCAUUAAAGUUUUUAAAGUGGCAUAUUAAAAAAAAGAAGUUAAACAAAAAAAUAAACAAAGAAAAAUAUUUUUUUAAGAGAAAAAAUAAAGUUUAUUUAAAGCCAAUAAUAAAAUGAAGGCUAUAAUCCAAAUGUGCAUUUUUGCAAGCCUUAUGGCUAUAAAUCAAUGCUUGGUGGUUCCCCAUAUGAUGGAAGAAGAAGCACAAAAAAUGCAAGACGUCAACACCCUCUGCUCGGGCCGUUUUAAUGGUACAACAUUUGCCAACUCUCAGGAUUGUAAUAAAUUCUAUAUAUGCCUCAAUAAUCAAGCUGAAGUGUACAAUUGUGCCGAUGGCUAUCAUUUCGACAAACAUUCCCUGACCUGUGUAAGCGGAAAUGAUUGCGAUGACGAUGAAUUGACAAUACCACCCACCUGUUCGGAUGGCAGCAAAAGAGCUGUAAACGAUGAUUGUUUCAUUUUUGAAAUGUGUGUCAAUGGCCAAUACCAGAAGAUCAAUUGCCAUCCAGGUUUUUAUUUCAAUGCCCCAAAGACGACAUGCAAACCCAUUAAGUAUGACGCCGAUUACAAGUGCAAUUGUGUAAUGCCUGAUUAUAGCAUAAUGACCAACCGCGAUAAUUGUGAGACAUACUAUUCCUGCCAGGGCGGAAAGGCCGAUUUAAUACAGUGUCCCCGGGGCGAGUAUUACAAUUCCUCCAUAAACUCUUGCACCGUUGAUGUUUAUAACAUUUGCCUAAUGGAACCCACAAAAGCUCCUUUGAUAAAACAAGCCCCAUUAAUGCUGUUAGCCAAUGUGGAAGUUCCCAAAGUCAAAGCUGUAUGUGGCACACAAGCAUUGGGUAGCAAUGAAAUCUCUUUUCAUGCGCACAUCAAUGAUUGCAGCAAAUUCCUUGUGUGUACCAAUGGCCAGGCACAUGAACAGCAAUGCCCAAAGAAGUUCUAUUUUGAUGAAGCCAAGCAGUAUUGCAUAUUGGACACCGAGAAGAAAUGCAUAAGAGGGCAAACUGAAGCUUCUUACAAAUCGCCAUACCAUAACAAAAUCUUUACAAGAUUUUUGAAAUAUUAGUCUAAGAACUCUUAAAGCUUCUCAUUUCUCGUCGCCAAUGUACCUGCUGCUCGUCUGGCUACAUCACUGAUAGUUUUAUAUGCAUUUUGAAUAUUUAUUGUAUAGCAAUUAGUUUUAAGUGUACAUACUAAAUAAAUAA